UUAUGCUGCUGUGGGACCCGGGCCGUUCUGGCGCAGUGCCUUCAUUUCCCAGAAUACAUUGCUUCUUUUGAUUCCGCCAUAUUGCCUUCGCCUGAACGCGCUUACUGGAUCGGUUCGGACCUUCAACUGAAAAUUGUUGCAGUGAUGACUCAAACAGUUCAGACCAAUGGGGUUCAACCCCUGAGUAAGACCUGGGAACUGAGUCUGUAUGAGCUACAGAGAACUCCACAGGAAGCUAUAACAGAUGGACUGGAGAUCGCAGUGUCACCCAGGUCCCUACACAGUGAACUAAUGUGUCCUAUCUGUCUGGACAUGUUGAAGAACACAAUGACAACCAAAGAAUGUCUGCACCGCUUCUGUGCUGAUUGUAUCAUCACAGCUUUGAGAUCUGGUAAUAAAGAGUGUCCUACCUGCCGUAAGAAGCUGGUGUCCAAGAGGUCCCUUCGGCCAGACCCUAACUUUGAUGCACUGAUUAGUAAGAUUUACCCCAGCCGUGACGAGUACGAAGCCCACCAGGAGAGAGUGUUAGCUCGAAUAAGCAAACACAACAACCAGCAAGCACUGUCCCACAGCAUAGAAGAAGGGCUAAAGAUACAGGCUAUGACCAGACUGCAGCGAGGUAAAAGGCACACAGUGGAGAAUGGCAGCGGCGCUGAAGACAAUGGAGACUCCUCCCACUGCAGCAACGCUUCUGUCCACAGCAACCAGGAGGCGGGUCCAAGCAUCAAACGGACCAAGACCAGCGACGACAGCGGUUUGGACAUGGACAAUGCUGCUGAGAAUGGGGGUGGGGACGCUGUGAUGGAUGGUGGCGCAAGUGAAAUAGAACUGGUGUUUAGGCCACACCCCACCCUUAUGGAGAAGGAUGACGGACACAACAGCAUGGAGUUUGUACCUCGCUAUAUCAAGACGUCAGGCAACGCCACGGUGGAUCACCUGUCCAAAUACCUGGCCGUCCGACUGGCUCUGGAGGAGCUGAGACGAAACACAGAAGCCAGUCCUGUCAACGUGGAGGCAGCGUCAGAGAAACAGUACACCAUAUACAUCCCCACCGCUGGAAACCAGUUCACUGUUCUAAAUGGGUCAUUCUCUCUGGAGCUGGUCAGUGAAAAAUACUGGAAGGUGAACAAACCCAUGGAGCUCUACUUUGCCCCCACUAAAGAACACAAGUAGACACACAGACACUGGCAGGAGGUCAGCAGAAGGACAGAAACGAGAAGGGCAGCGUGUGUGACGGAGACGAGGACUCUUGUAAAAAGAAAAGCCCUUGUUUUAUAUUCUGUGUCUCUCUGUGUCUCUUUCUCUCAGUAGAAGGUAGCAGGUCAGUACAUCGGAGGUGAUGGACGUCUGACAGUGACUCAAAACAAGGGUCAUCUAACAAAGAGCUGUUUUCCAAGUACAAAAAUGUUUGUUUUCUGCAAAGGCCUCUUUUAUACUUUGUGAGUUUUGGAUCAUUGUACGUUACUUGACAGUGAAGACCACCUUUGCCAGUAUUACAACUGGGCCUUCUGUUACAACCACAUUCAACGAAUUAGCAACUGACCGAACCAUGAAAAAGGCUCCUAAUGAACCCAACGCUGUAAGUGUACGCGUCCCGUCGUGGACCCCAUGUAGGAUGAAUCUGACAAACUCCAGCCUGGUUUCAGUUCUGCACCACCUAGUUAUGGUGUAGAAGACUUGUAUUUACAAGGAGGUUCCACUAGUAUACUCCACCAAAGUCUGUUUUUUAGGCAUCUCUGAAUCAACAAAACAACGAUGUUACACUGAAAAGGCUCCUUAAUUCAAAUUACAAGCUUGGAGCUUCUCACCUGGCCUGAAGACUUCUGUCGCUCAGAAACCUCCUCGUCUGCCUCCUUAGAUCUUGUGUUUGUGACCUGCUUGGACUGAGGCCCAACGGUUGUUUGAAGGCUGCACGUGUUCCUUUUGACGAGCAGUGGGCAGUGCAAGGAAUCCUAAUUAUGCUGAAGAUUGAAGCUAAUUUGAAGCUAAUUGUUUUGUUUAUGUCCCAGUAAUGUUCUCAGUGCUGUCUUUUCUUUCGUUUGUCGUAUUUCAAAUAAAAGGAGAAAAUUGUUAAGA
Molecule: messenger RNA, 2076 nt
Organism: Betta splendens (Siamese fighting fish)
Lineage: Eukaryota; Metazoa; Chordata; Actinopteri; Anabantiformes; Osphronemidae
Gene: rnf2
Product: ring finger protein 2
Exons: 9
Coding region: 145-1173 (342 amino acids)
Cellular component (GO): PcG protein complex; ubiquitin ligase complex
Molecular function (GO): ubiquitin protein ligase activity; chromatin binding
Source: RefSeq, a predicted model, not a curated record